Molecule: messenger RNA, 4233 nt
Organism: Rhineura floridana
Lineage: Eukaryota; Metazoa; Chordata; Lepidosauria; Squamata; Rhineuridae
Gene: RCOR3
Product: REST corepressor 3
Exons: 12
Coding region: 158-1837 (559 amino acids)
Biological process (GO): negative regulation of DNA-templated transcription; regulation of transcription by RNA polymerase II
Cellular component (GO): histone deacetylase complex; transcription regulator complex
Molecular function (GO): transcription corepressor activity
Source: RefSeq, a predicted model, not a curated record
GGGGGGGAAGAGAGGAGAGAGGAGGCGCCGGCGCCGCGGCGGCCUAAGCCGCGGGGGGGCGGGGGAAAGGGGCACCAACAUGGCGGCUCCAUAUUAACUUUCCCCCCCUUCGGCAGCCGCUGCCACCGCCCGCCGCCCCCUCGCCUUGAUAGCCGUCAUGCCGGGCAUGAUGGAGAAAGGAGCCGAACUCCUGGCGGGCGCCAAGAGUAGGGCGGCCCCCAACGGCACCAAGAACAGCGGCGGCAGUGGCAGCCCCGGUUCCAACGGGCACUUUUCUGAGGCGGAAUGCGGCGGCGGCGGCGGCGGUGUUGUCGGCGGUGUUGGCGACAGUGGAGACGAGCACGAUGUAGGAAUGAGGGUCGGAGCAGACUAUCAAGCUCGCAUCCCUGACUUUGAUCCUGGAGCUACAAAAUACACAGAUAAAGACAAUGGAGGGAUGCUUGUGUGGUCUCCAUAUCAUAAUAUUUCAGAUGCCAAGUUGGAUGAAUAUAUUGCAAUAGCAAAGGAAAAACAUGGCUACAAUGUGGAACAGGCACUUGGCAUGUUAUUCUGGCAUAAGCACAACAUUGAGAAGUCCCUUGCAGAUCUCCCAAAUUUUACUCCUUUUCCGGAUGAGUGGACAGUUGAAGACAAAGUCCUCUUUGAACAAGCUUUCAGUUUCCACGGGAAAAGCUUCCACAGAAUCCAACAAAUGCUUCCAGAUAAGACUAUUGCAAGUCUUGUAAAGUACUACUACUCUUGGAAGAAAACUCGUUCUAGGACAAGUUUAAUGGACCGCCAGGCUAGGAAGCUGGCUAACAGAAAUAAUCAAGGUGACAGUGAUGAUGAUGUGGAAGAAACUCAUCCAAUGGAUGGAAAUGAUAGUGAUUAUGAUCCUAAGAAGGAAACUAAAAAAGAGGGAAGUAAUGAGCAGCCUGUUCAGUCCAGCAAAAUUGGAUUGGGUAGAAGAGAAUAUCAGAGUUUACAACAUCGUCAUCACUCCCAGCGUUCUAAAUGCCGCCCUCCCAAAGGCAUGUAUCUAACUCAAGAAGAUGUAGUAGCCGUUUCAUGUAGCCCCAAUGCUGCCAACACUCUUCUUCGGCAGCUAGAUAUGGAGUUGAUCUCACUGAAGCGACAGGUUCAGAAUGCUAAACAAGUAAACAGUGCGCUUAAGCAGAAAAUUGAAGGUGGGAUAGAUGAAUUCAAACCUCCUGAGUCAAAUCAAAAAAUCAAUGCUCGUUGGACAACAGAAGAACAACUUCUUGCAGUUCAAGGUGUCCGCAAGUAUGGUAAAGAUUUUCAAGCUAUUGCUGAUGUAAUUGGCAACAAGACUGUUGGUCAAGUGAAGAACUUCUUUGUAAACUACAGGCGUCGGUUUAACUUAGAGGAGGUAUUGCAGGAGUGGGAAGCAGAACAAGGAACCCUGGCUUCUAAUGGUGAUACUUCUGCUUUAGGGGAGGACACAAAAAAUACUAAUGUGCCAUCAGGAAAGAGCACUGAUGAAGAAGAUGAGGCCCAGAUCCCACAGACCCCUCAGUGUGUAGGGUCUUCUCCACCUGCCCAGGCAUCUACUCCAACACCAGCAACUCCUGUAACAACUCUGAACCAGCCUCCUCCAUUACUUCGUCCAACCCUUCCAGCUGCUCCAGCUCUCCAUCGUCAGCCUCCACCACUUCAGCAACAGGCUCGAUUUAUUCAGCCAAGGCCAACCCUAAACCAGCCCCCUCCACCACUCAUCCGCCCAGCUAAUUCCAUGCCUCCUCGUCUAAACCCAAGACCAGCAUUAUCCUCCACUGGCGGCCCACAGCCACCAUCGCUUGUUGGAAUCCAGACAGAAUCACAGUCCCCUCUGCACUAAAGAAAUAGGGCAGAACUAUGGUGAAUGACAAAAUGUAUCAGUGUCUAUUUUUCCUCAGAUAAUGACGGGGAAGGGGGGAAAGCAAGCCUUCCACAGUAUUGAAUCAGUCUUGCACAAUAAGAGCAAGGUGGAAACCUUAGCAGCAGAAAUAUGCGAUUGGCCAUCUCUAUGAAAGAAACUUCAGUGCAGUAGAUUGUUACAGCAAGACCAUGUCUGUGAAGUCAGCCUUUUAACCAGCUAACUUCUGUAAAAAAGAAAAGAAAAAACAGUGCACUAAGAUGUCAACUGGUUUUUACUCUAUUUAUUUUUUGAAAUUCUUUAUAUUCAACUAUAUGGAAAUAAACACCAUAAGGAGAGUGUAGGAAUUUCAAUUUCAGCUCUGAAGUAGGCUGUAAACCUGAUAUAUUGGGGAAAUUAUUUUUACAUUUUCCUAUGUUAGGAGCGGAAGCAUUACUAAUGAUCCUGCCGUACAGAUUUUGACAGAACAUAACUUCAUUUUUUAGGCUUGUAUUUUCUAAAUUUCUUUAUAAAUUGCUCUUCUUCAGGAAAAAUGUUUUCAGUAUACCAGUUGGAAAAGUUGUCCUGAAGAUUUGCGAGCUAAGGUACAAAGUAGAUUAAACCUAUCUAUGUGGUCUGAUAUGGGAAGUAUGAUUUGCUAGUGCAAAAUCUGGUAAGCAGUGAAUGAGUCAGCAUCUUUGCUUUACAUUACAUAGAAAACACCAGUAACGACCUCUGUUGCCAUGUGGCUACUAAAGUUGUCUUCUCUUUUAAUAAUCUUUGUAGUCCUGCUUUUUACCUGAAAUUUUAUUCUAUUAUCUAAGUUCUGGCAAUAAGCUAGCAAGGAGUGCGCUCCUGAACUCCAUAGAUACAGGGACAGUGUGAAACAAUGAAAUAUUUAAAAUGUCUUGACCUGCCAUUGCUUCCUUCUCAGGCUACCCCAGUCUGUUUUUUGGUGCUCCUUGACAGUGCAUCUCCCCCCAUUUUUACUUGGCAUUAAAGCAAAUACCAAAUCAUGCUUUACUUAAUCAGUCAGGAAACGGCAGUGAAGCUCCAUGUUGAUUCACUUCUCUUAUUGGGGCAAGAAAUGCUGAGCUACUGAAGUCUUCUGUUUUCAUGAAAAGCUGCAUGUUUCUUCUUCACUGCCCCAGCUGACUUCCCCACUUCUUACUGAGCAGUGGCAUUUAAUAUUCCAAGUUUAAAGUUUAGAAUGAUUUUCUGUGUACAGCAAAGUUGUACCAGCCUCUUAUGUACUACAUUUUACAGCUCAAGAGUCAAAACCGUUAGAUCAACACCUUAAUCAUGAUUAAGGUGUUAAAGGGAUUUAUUCAUUCACUUUGUAUUCUCAGUCAAGAAUUUAUUUAAAUAGAAUUUCUUUUUGUUUGUGGCAUAUUAAAUACAAAUGUUCCAUCCAUGGAUUUCUUUUCAUAUAUCUGUACUCCCAGCCACAGUGCUUGAUUUUAAAUACUGGGUUUUCAAAGAAAGAAAAGCGGCACAGUCAGUUGCCAGAAUUCUUGGGACUCUGUGAUAUUGGAAAUUUGGGGGUCAUUAUUAACCCUCUGAAUUCUUCCAAUUUGUCCAUAUGUGCGUUUUGGCAUAACGCUCUAAAUACCAAACUAUUAUAACAAUGCAUUUUCAAUAUUUAAGUAUGUAGAUCAGGUCUCCCAGUAACUGUGUUGUCCUUUUUUGCUGACUUUUUUGCUAACUUUUUGUCUUGUCUCGUUGCUAGAACUUCAGUAUAAAAAAGGUUGGAUGCUGCCAUACAUAUGGCAAUUUUAGACUAUCAAAACUGUAACUGGCACUUGUGAGUGAGAUAGGUAUGUAGUGUAAUAUUGCUUUACAUACGCUAUACCACACAGUAACAAAAUGUUUAGCAUUUGUAGUACUGAAUAUGUACAUAGCAAAAUGUUGUCCUUUUUAAAAAUUGUGUGCUUUCCAGAUUAUGUGCAUACAGCUUGCACGUCCUGUUUUGGGUAGGGGGUUGUGUUAAGCAGUGUUUUUUUGCCUGGAAGAGUGAUAUGCUUGCUGCUUAAUCAAAGAAUUAAAGUUUCCAAGGAAUCUGUGUCUAUUUUUAUGUACCUUGUAAUGGUAUAAAAUGUUUAGGGCCCAUAUACUGUGAUUCUCUUUUAAAAUUCAUUUAUAUUUUUUUAAAGAUUAGAAAUAAAACUAUAUGAUUUUUCAUUUGAAAGGGGUUUUCUUUUUUGCCAUACUAUUAAAAAAAACAACCCUCCAGCUUGACUUUAUACUAUUGCUAUAAACCAUACACUAUUCAUUUUGGUUUACUUUUUGUCACUUUAUGAAAUGUAAAAUUUUUGCACUCCCUUUAAGUUGGGCAGAGAAAAUAUUUCUUACAUUGGUUUUACAGAUGUAACUUUACAGCUCCUUUUUAUGUACAGUUU